AUGUCACUAGUCGCGUCACCUCUGCGGCCACUCAGCUACCUUAAGCAAGCUGUACGACAAUGCCGCAAUGAGCGAGAGCAAUGCAGACGAUACGCAACAGCAGCCGCAGUCCAAUAUCCUUCGCUACAGACUCGCUACCCUCCACCCUCGCCCGGCUUUCGACCCUCACAAGCCAUUAAGCAGAACCGCAGCGAAGAAGGGAUGAAGCGCAUCCCCGUCGUGCCUCCACCCCGCUCCACUGCCAAAGCCUGCCCCGACCCCAUCGCAACCCUCACCCAAUCCCAGAUUGCCGUCCUCGACCCCUCCGGCGCCCGCACCCGCCUCUUCUCCCCGGCCAACCCCGACCGCCUUCAACCCGGCGAUAUCCUGCUCGUCCGUCUCCGCACCGGCGACCCCGUCUCUGGCGUUGUCCUUGCAAUCCGACGUCGCCAUCAACCCAUUGACUGGGCCGUCUUACUCCGUAACCAACUCACGAGAGUGGGCGUGGAGAUGUGGUUCAAGAUUUACAGUCCGAAUGUGGAAGGGAUGGAGAUUGUGCAGCGCAAAGAGCGGAGGGCAAGGAGGGCCAAGUUGUACUACAUGCGCAAGCCACGUCAUGAUGUGGGUAGUGUGGAGGGUCUGGUGCGGCAGUAUAUGAGGCAGAGGAUGGGUGGGCCGAUGGCAAGUAGGGAUGCCAAAGGGAGGGAUGGGAAUAGUGGCAGUAAGAAGAAUAAUAAGCGUGGCAGAAACUAG
This is a messenger RNA of Baudoinia panamericana UAMH 10762, 732 nucleotides long. RefSeq lists its product as uncharacterized. Gene Ontology annotation, biological process: translation. Gene Ontology annotation, molecular function: structural constituent of ribosome. Gene Ontology annotation, cellular component: mitochondrial large ribosomal subunit; ribosome. The record is from RefSeq and is a predicted model, not a curated record. Lineage: Eukaryota; Fungi; Ascomycota; Dothideomycetes; Mycosphaerellales; Teratosphaeriaceae. The transcript has 2 exons. The coding region runs from base 1 to 732 and encodes 243 amino acids.